Molecule: messenger RNA, 1190 nt
Organism: Frankliniella occidentalis (western flower thrips)
Lineage: Eukaryota; Metazoa; Arthropoda; Insecta; Thysanoptera; Thripidae
Product: probable cytochrome P450 303a1
Exons: 2
Coding region: 146-589 (147 amino acids)
Molecular function (GO): heme binding; iron ion binding; oxidoreductase activity, acting on paired donors, with incorporation or reduction of molecular oxygen
Source: RefSeq, a predicted model, not a curated record
CGCCACGGGACUGCCUACCCGGCCGGUGGCAGGCGCGCGCCUGUGAGGCUGAGGUAGGCCACCCAGCGCGACGCUGGUGCGCCACGGAACGGCCUACCCGGCUGGUGGCAGGCGCUUUUGCUCAGCCGUCUCAUUUGCUUGCAGCAUGCCCUACACUGACUCGGUGGCCCUCGAGUCCAUCCGGAUGUUUAUGGGGCGAACGUUCGGAGUGCCGCACCGCGCCGUGAAGGACACCUACCUUAUGGGGCACUUCAUCCCCAAGGAGACCAUGAUGAUUGUCAACAUCCCCUCCGUCCUCAUGGACAAGCGGGUGUGGGGCGACCCGGAAAACUUCCGUCCCGAGCGCUUCAUCAAGGACGGCAAGGUCCAGAUUCCGGACGAGUACCUGCCCUUCGGCUUCGGGAAGCACCGCUGCUUGGGAGAAACACUUGCUCGCUCCAACGUGUUCCUCUUCACCGCAUCGAUGUUGCAGAGAUUCGACUUCCGAGUGCCCCCUGGUGAACCCCUUCCCUCCACGCAGUGCGUGGACGGCGUGACGGCCGCCACUCUGCCCUACAACGCCCUUGUCACACACAGGGUCGCGGUCUGAGUUUGAGACUAAUAUGAAGUGGGAUCAGUACAAAAACGAAAAAAAAAAGGUGCCAUUUAAGAGUCGUGAAGACAUCGCCUGACUAUUUGUGUUUUACCGUGAUAUAAAGUAGAACAGAGUUACGAGGUCAAUCUCCUGAGCUAUGGUCAAACCUGACCAGAAACAAAAGCGCAUUCAGGACAGGCCCCUAAAAACAGACUGAUUAUAAAUUGGGAAAGUGUUAGUGAGAAACCGGUUAAGAAGAUAGAUUUAUUUACAUCUAUGUAAUUUGGUCCAUUUUCUACUUCACACACAAAAAUUAAAUUAUCUUUUAACACACAUGUUCGUAAAGAUGAUAGAGUUUUCCAGACAGCCUUGAUAGUUUUUCAAUCUACCAAACUAGGAAAAGAUAAAUUCGCCAAAAUCAGCUAAAUCAUCAUAACAAUACGGGAUAGUACAAACAAUCUUGUACAUACAUAAUUUUAAUUGGAGACUUUCCAAUACAUAUUUUUAAGUUUUUUGUUGUUCUUGUUUAUUGUUAUUUCUUAGUUGUUUGUUGUUUUCCGUUAUUGGAGUAUGUCAGCUUUCAAUGAGUUGAAAGCUUAUAAACCAUUAUUUAAUA